GGUUUACGUAUACUUGGUUACACGUUAAAAUCAUGCGCCAGUGAACUCGGUUUUCUAGUAUUUUCACUGGCCAUGGCAAUAAUUAUUUUUGCAACAAUAAUGUAUUAUGCGGAAAAAAAAGUUAACGAUACCCGAUUCACUUCAAUACCAGCCGCAUUCUGGUAUACAAUUGUUACUAUGACAACUCUUGGUUAUGGUGACAUGGUACCAGCAACAAUCAUGGGUAAAGUUGUUGGAGGCGUUUGUUCCCUUAGUGGCGUUUUGGUAAUUGCACUUCCAGUUCCAGUAAGUUUUAUCUUCCAAAUAUUUCGAUUCGAUAAAUAUUAG
Messenger RNA from Acanthocheilonema viteae, 327 nucleotides. NCBI's taxonomy places the organism in Eukaryota, Metazoa, Nematoda, Chromadorea, Rhabditida, Onchocercidae. The record is from the annotation of a GenBank genome assembly.